Messenger RNA from Oncorhynchus mykiss (rainbow trout), 3647 nucleotides. Its product is annotated as exocyst complex component 1. NCBI's taxonomy places the organism in Eukaryota, Metazoa, Chordata, Actinopteri, Salmoniformes, Salmonidae. Gene Ontology annotation, biological process: exocytosis; Golgi to plasma membrane transport. The record is from RefSeq and is a predicted model, not a curated record. Gene Ontology annotation, cellular component: plasma membrane; exocyst. Gene Ontology annotation, molecular function: phosphatidylinositol-4,5-bisphosphate binding.
AGGACUCCAAAAAUACGUGACCCGGAAGUAGUUAGUUAUUCUUGCCUGUUUUAUAGCAGUGGAGAAGAUUGCUUAAUAUUUUUGCUUUAAUAGCGCUAAGAAAUAUAUCACGUUUAAAUGAAAAUAAAUAGUGAUUAAGUGUAGAACAUCCCUAGUGCAUUAGAUUCUCUAUCAACAUCCAAUUUAAGGCUAGCAUUAUGUCUGCCUGAUUUGUAUUUACAGUAACAACAAUGACAGCCAUCAAGCACGCCCUCCAGAGGGACAUCUUUACGCCCAAUGAUGAGCGUCUCCUCAGCAUCGUCAACGUCUGCAAGGCGGGGAAAAAGAAGAAGAACUGCUUCCUGUGUGCCACAGUCACCACAGAGAGGCCGGUGCAGGUGAGAGUGGUCAAAGUGAAGAAGUCAGACAAAGGGGAUUUCUACAAACGGCAGAUGGCCUGGGAACUGAGGGAUCUGGCUGAAGUGGAUGCAAAAGAUGCCAGCAAGGAGAAUCCCGAGUUUGACCUCCAUUUUGAGAAGGUGUAUCGAUGGGUGGCCAGCAGCACAGCUGAGAAGAAUUCCUUCAUCUCCUGCAUUUGGAAGCUGAACCAGCGUUACCUGCGGAAGAAGGUGGAGUUUGUGAAUGUCAGUUCCCAGCUGCUCGAAGAGCUUCCUAAAGCGGAAGAGUCAGUCCCCAGUGGUGAGAGCCAGAGUGUUGCCGGGGGUGACGAGGAUGCUCUGGAUGACUACCAAGAGCUGAAUGCCCGUGAGGAGCAAGACAUUGAAGGCAUGAUGGAGGUGUGCGAGUAUGCCAUCUCUAACGCAGAGGCCUUUGCUGAGAAACUCUCCAGGGAGCUACAGGUUCUGGAUGGGGCCAACAUCCAGUCCAUCAUGGCAUCUGAGAAGCAGGUGAACAUCCUGAUGCAGCUGCUGGACGAGGCUCUGUCGGAAGUGGACACCAUCGAGGGCAAGCUGAGCAGUUAUGAGGAGAUGCUGCAGAGCGUCAAGGAGCAGAUGGACCAGAUCUCCCAGAGCAACCGCCUCAUCCAGAUCAGCAACACCAACAAUGGCAAGCUGCUGGACGAGAUCCAGUUCCUGGUGAAUUAUAUGGACUUGUCGAAGGGACACAUCAGGGCCCUGCAGGAUGGAGACUUGUCCUCGCCCAAAGGCAUUGAGGCCUGUAUCAAUGCUUCUGAGGCUCUACUGCAGUGCAUGAACGUGGCACUUAGACCAGGUCAUGAGAAACUGAUGGCUGUGAAACAGCAGCAGCACCUGUUCACUGAGCUCAGAGAUACUUUUGCCCGGCGCCUCACCAAUCACCUCAACAACGUGUUCGUCCACCAGUUCAACCACUUCAGUCACUUCAAAAUGACCAUCCCUCAGUUCUAUAGGUCCUCCUGUAUGUCGCUUCCAGGCCAUGACCAGAGCUCCACGCUUUCCCAACACACGGCAGAGCUGACCCUGCCUAAACACAGCCCCCUGCACAGGGACCUGCUGCGAUACGCCAAGCUCAUGGAGUGGCUCAAGAACACCCAGAGAGAGAAGUAUGACGGCCUGUCCAGGACCUAUGUUGAUUACAUGACCAGAUUAUAUGAACGAGAAAUCAAAGAUUUCUUUGAGGUGGCGAAGAUCAAAAUGGCGGGCACAACCAAAGAGGGGAAGGGAAAUAAGUUUGCCACGCUUCCACGGAAAGAGAGUGCUCUCAAACAGGAAACGGAAAGCCUGCAUGGCAGCUCUGGGAAGCUGACGGGCUCCACCUCCAGUCUGAAUAAACUGGCAGUGCAGGGCUCCAGCAGCAGGCGCUCCCAGUCCUCCUCUCUGCUGGACAUGGGCAACAUGUCUGCCUCAGACCUGGAUGUGGCCGACAGGACCAAGUUCGACAAGAUCUUUGAGCAGGUUCUUAGUGAGCUGGAGCCUCUCUGUCUAGCAGAACAAGACUUCAUCAGCAAGUUCUUCAAGCUACAGCAGCACCCCACCCUGGCUCAGGGAGAAGUGGAGUCUGAUGGAGGGGUGCCCUCCAGACAGCCCCCUCCAGGGGAACACAGACACUCAAUGUCAUUGACGGAGAAGGACAUGGUGCGAUUGAUGAUGAACAAGAUCUUCCAGAGCAUUGAGACGGAACUCAACAGCCUCAUCGCCCUGGGAGACAAGAUCGACAGCUUCCACUCCCUGUACAUGCUGGUGAAGAUGAGUCACCACGUGUGGACAGCCCAGAAUGUGGACCCCGCUUCCUACCUCAGCACCACCCUCGGCAAUGUGCUGGUCACCGUCAAGAGAAACUUUGACAAGUGCAUUUCUGGUCAGAUCAGACAGAUGGAGGAGGUGAAGAUCUCUAAGAAGAGCAAGGUGGGCAUCCUGCCCUUUGUCACUGGGUUCGAGGAGUUUGCAGAGCUGGCUGAAACCAUCUUCCGUAAUGCAGAGCGCAGAGGGGAUCUGGACAAGGCAUAUGUCAAGCUUAUCAGAGCCGUCUUUAUGAAUGUGGAGAAAGUGGCCAAUGAGAGUCAGAAGACGCCCCGGGACGUGGUGAUGAUGGAGAACUUCCACCACAUCUUCUCCACACAGUCCCGCCUGAAGAUCUCCUGCCUUGAGACAGAGAGGCGAGAGGCCAAACACAAGUACACAGACCAUCUGCAGUCCUACGUCAUCAACUCCCUGGGCCAGCCCCUGGAGAAACUCAAUCACUUCUUUGAGGGAGUGGAGGCGCGUGUGGCCCAGGGGGUGCGUGAGGAGGAGGUCAGCUACCAGUUGGCUUUCAAUAAACAGGAGCUGCGUAAAGUUAUCAAGGAGUACCCCGGCAAGGAGGUGAAGAAGGGCCUGGACAACCUGUACAAGAAGGUGGAUAAGCACUUGUGUGAGGAGGAGAGCCUGUUACAGGUGGUGUGGCACUCCAUGCAGGAUGAGUUCAUUCGUCAGUACAAACACUUUGAAGGCUUGAUUGGCCGUUGCUACCCUGGGUCUGGUAUCACCAUGGAGUUUACCAUUGGAGACAUGUUGGAGUACUUCUCAAGCAUUGCCCAGUCCCAUUAAUUACAAACAUACACAUUAUAACUUUACACAUGCUCUCUAUUGCUUCAUAGUGCCACACACAGAAGAAACACUAUUUACUGAAACCAAUCCGUCAUUGCUGUGUGGCCAAUACGAAGUACAUUAAUUGAAAUUGAAUAAAUGGCACUUGAAAUUGUCUGCAGUACUGGUAUGGAUGGGAAUGAAUUAACAGUUGUAAAAAGUUUUGUGUGUAGCAGGCACAAAAGCCUAGGUGAAAAUCUGCCGUUGUGCCCUUGAGCAAGUCACUUAACCCUAAUUGCUCCUGUAAGUUGCUCUGGAUAAAAGCAUCUGCUAAAUGACUCCUAUGUAAAUGUGUGUGUGAGUGAGUGAGAUCUUAUUUGCACAGAGAUCACAAUGUUACUGAUUUCUUCUGUCUGUGAUUUUCCUUUGUUAUAACGCACAUCGUCUGUACAUGAUAAACUCUUCAAAAUUGUGAGGUUGUGGGCCAAAUACAUGUUAGCUUGUAUGACACUACUCAAAAUCUAAAUCCCCCUUCAUCACACUGAUGUCUUGAACUUUGUAUAGUCACAUAAUGUCAGUCUUCUACUGGAAUAUUUUUGUGUGAUUGCAAACUUUUCAACAGAAUGCCAUAUUGCCAAAUAAAUGUUAAAAUGUCAAAUUUUU